AUGCCAUACAGAUUUGAGAUUGCCGCUCAAGGCCGUGCUGGCUGCAAGGCCCCUGAUUGCAUCGAAGAGAGGAUUAAGAUUGCCAAGGGUGAAUUACGUGUUGGCACAUGGGUGGACAAUGCGACCUUCCAGGCCUGGUACUGGCGCCACUGGGGUUGCUUUACCCCCAAGCAAAUCCUGAACGUUACGAAGGAGCUCACUACGGACUCUGGGGAUCUUGAUUUCUCUCUCCUUGACGGCUUCGAUGAGCUUACCGAUGAGCUCCAGGAGAAGGUUCGCAAGGCCAUCGAAGUGGGUCACGUCGAAGAUGAGGAAUGGAAUGGCGAAAUUGAAUUCAACCGUCCUGGACAUGUUGGCAUGCGUCCCAAGAGCCGCAAGACCAAGGCCAAGGCCGAUGAGUCUGAGGAAGCUGAGCAGUCCUCUCCUGCUCAGAAGCAUGGCUUGACUGAUUCCGAGAAUGCCGAGGAGGAGCCCGCCAAGAAGAAGCAAACUCGUACCAAGAAGGCUACCGAUAAUCAGGAUGAUGCUAUUGCCGAGGCUGCUAUCGUUGACACUGAGCCCAAGGACGCCAAGAAGCGUGGCCGCGGCGCAAAGAAGGCUGCUGAGGACCAAGUUACUGUCACGGAGGCUGAUGUCAAGGUUGAGCCUAAGAAGCGUGGCCGUGGCCGCCCCCCCAAAGAAGACGAGGGUGCCGAUGCUGACACUGAGAUGACCACCGAGCCCACUGAGCCCAAGAAGCGUGCUCGUGCCAAGAAGGUCACCAAUGAAACUGCCUCUGCUGAUAUCGAGCCCAAGGAGGAACAAACCGAGCCCAAGAAGCGUGGUCCUCGUGCCAAGAAGAUUACCACUGAAACUGCCUCUGCUGAUAUCGAGCCCAAGGAGGAACAAACCGAGCCCAAGAAGCGUGGUCCUCGUGCCAAGAAGAUUACCACUGAAACUGCCUCUGCUGAUAUCGAGCCCAAGGAGGAACAAACCGAGCCCAAGAAGCGUGGUCCUCGUGCCAAGAAGAUUACCACUGAAACUGCCUCUGCCGACAACGAGCCCAAGAAGCGUGCUACUCGUGUCAAGAAGGUUACCAAAGAUGAAACUGCCUCUGGCAACGUUGAACCCAAGGAGCCCACCAAGCGUGCUGCUCGUAGCAAGAAAGUUGUUACCUCCGUUUCCGACAACGAGUCCGGCGAAGUUGCCCCUGCCAAUGAGGAUCAGCCAAACAAGAAGGCGCCAAUGACUCGUGCAACUCGUGCCAAGAAAGGUGCUCAGGAAAUUGUCGCCCCCGCCGACAAGGAUGUCUCUGACAAUGAGGCCGCCACUAUCUUCGUGCCUGCCAAGAAGCGUGCAGUUCGUGGCAAGAAGGAUGUGAACAAUGUUUCUCCCGUGGAGAAGGAUGUCUCCUCCGCCGACAAGACUGGUCCUACCAACGGCGAGACGAAGAAGUCUACCACUCGUGUGAAGACUGCAAAUACCGCAAAUACCAAGAACGGCUCGAACGCUGCCAACGGAGCCAAGACCAAUGGAGCAGAUGCUGUAAAGGAAGAACACGCUGAGGAAUCUACCGAGAAGCCCAAGCGCACUCGCAGUGCCAAAAACAAGACCAACGACAACAAUGCCACUGAGAACAAGCCAAAGGCAACUCGCACCCGGAAGACGGCUGCUGACAAGGUUGCUGAACCCUCCGACGCUACCAAGGAGAAGCCUAAGACCGGAGGUCGCAAGCCGGCUGCCGCGAAGGUCACCGAUGAGUCUGCUGACCAGGCUGACAAGGGGCCUACUGAGGCCUCCACUGAGAAAUCUGUUGAGGACACCGCUGUGAAGUCUGAGGAUGGUCCCAAGAAUGCUUCCUCCGAGGUUCCCGAUGAGCCUAUUGCCGACACUACCGAGACUGCUGAGGGCGCUACUGUGAAGCUCGUUGAGGGCGUUACCGAAAAGGCCACUGAGAACGCUACUGAGCCGACCUCUGGGGACGUUACCAAGCAGCCCCUCGAGUCUCCUCUGAAGCCAGUCAAGGGAGAGGAUUACGAUGACGACUCCUAA
Molecule: messenger RNA, 2031 nt
Organism: Penicillium crustosum
Lineage: Eukaryota; Fungi; Ascomycota; Eurotiomycetes; Eurotiales; Aspergillaceae
Product: PARP-type zinc finger-containing protein
Exons: 6
Coding region: 1-2031 (676 amino acids)
Molecular function (GO): DNA binding; zinc ion binding
Source: RefSeq, a predicted model, not a curated record